AUGAGUACUUCAUCCAAAUUGGAUAGAGACUUUGAUCCUAACAAGAUUGAUCAUUUCUUGUAUAAGAGUAUGAUUGGUAGCUUGUUAUAUUUGGCAGUAACUAGGCCAGAUAUUUCAUUUAGUGUAGGUGUUUGUGCUAGGUAUCAAGCUGAUCUUAGAGAACAACAUAUUCUUGCAGUCAAGCGCAUUAUUCGUUAUGUCAAUAGUACAUUGAAUUAUGGAUUGUGUUAUUCUUCUGAGUCUAACUCUGAGAUUGCAGGCUAUACUAAUGUUGAUUGGGCUGGCAACAAGGAUGAUAAAAAGAGUACUUCAGGUGGUUGUUUCCAUGUUGGUACUAACCUUGUUUCAUGGUACAGCAAAAAGCAAAAUUGCAUAUCUUUAUCAUCUUGUGAAGCUGAAUACAUUGCUGCUAAAAACUGUUGCACACAAUUGUUUUGGAUGAAACAGAUGCUUCUGGAUUAUAGAGUUGAUCAAGUGCAUACUGAUCAGAAUUUGGCUGAUAUUCUCAUUAAACUAUUAGAUGCUCCUAAGUUUUCUCAUUUUAGGAAAUCUAUUGGUAUCCGUUGUCUUGAUUAG
Molecule: messenger RNA, 576 nt
Organism: Cornus florida
Lineage: Eukaryota; Viridiplantae; Streptophyta; Magnoliopsida; Cornales; Cornaceae
Product: secreted RxLR effector protein 161-like
Exons: 2
Coding region: 1-576 (191 amino acids)
Source: RefSeq, a predicted model, not a curated record